Nanorana parkeri is the source of this 1747-nucleotide messenger RNA. It is a transcript of the gene CUNH6orf62, whose product is annotated as chromosome unknown C6orf62 homolog. Lineage: Eukaryota; Metazoa; Chordata; Amphibia; Anura; Dicroglossidae. The record is from RefSeq and is a predicted model, not a curated record. Bases 115 to 804 code for a protein of 229 amino acids. The transcript has 5 exons.
CAUGGCUAGUUUCUGUUGAACUGGUGUCCUACCUGCACACACAAUACCCGCAAUCGGUGACAAGUGUCUUAGGCGUUAGCACCGGCUUUAUAUUGCGUUAAAAAAAAUCAGACCAUGGGGGACCCCAACUCUCGGAAGAAGCAGGCUCUGAACCGGCUGCGCUCCCAGCUUAGGAAGAAGAAAGAGUCUCUGGCUGACCAGUUUGACUUUAAGAUGUACGUCGCCUUUGUGUUCAAAGACAAGAAAAAGAAGUCAGCUCUGUUCGAAGUGGCUGAUGUUAUACCAGUUAUGACUAACAAUUAUGAAGAAAAUAUAUUGAAAGGUGUGCGGGAUUCCAGCUACUCCUUGGAAAGUUCCCUUGAGCUUCUGCAGAAGGAUGUUGUACAACUUCAUGCACCUCGCUAUCAGUCCAUGCGGAGGGAUGUAAUUGGGUGUACUCAAGAGAUGGACUUUAUUCUUUGGCCUCGGAAUGAUAUAGAGAAGAUUGUGUGUCUUCUGUUUUCAAGAUGGAAGGGAUCCGAUGAGCCCUUUAGGCCUGUUUUGGCCAAGUUUGAAUUUCAUCAUGGUGAUUAUGAAAAACAUCUUCUGCACGUACUAAGCCGGAAGGACAAGACUGGAAUUGUUGUGAACAAUCCUAACCAGUCGGUGUUUCUCUUCAUCGAUAGACAGCACUUGCAGACUCCUAAAAGCAAAGCCACGAUCUUCAAGUUAUGCAGCAUCUGCCUCUACCUGCCACAGGAACAGCUCACCCAUUGGGCGGUUGGCACUGUUGAGGAUCACCUCCACCCUUACAUGCCAGAGUAAGGGUGUGACCAGUCAAACUGGGAAGAUCAGAUCUUAGCGGCAAUCUUUUUUAUUUUCUUUUUAUCUCCAGAUUCCAGAAGAAUAUGGACUCGUGCUCAGAAAACGUGUAUGUUGUGAACCUUCAUGCUGGAUAUUUCUUUCUUCAUCAAUUUGUAUCUGGACUUUUUGUUUUUUUUUUAAUUUUUUGAUUUUUGUUGCGCAUGGACCUUGUGAAAAAGAGGAUGUUCUGAAACAUCUUUGCUUUAGCCUCAUAAAAUGUGAAUCGAUGGGACUCUGGCACACUGAAUCAAAUGUAUCAGAAAGCACAAGGUAUUAUUUGUUUUGGUGGUCUUCCCAUUUGCACUGGUCAUAUCCCCUAACAAAGUUUAGAGCGUUAGACUACAGUAUUGAGGGUGAACCAUGAAUGUAACGGGUAUAGAAGCUACACUGCUUUACUCACUAUGAAAGCACUGUCUGAAUGGCUUCAGUGAAGCAAGGAUUUGAUGCAGUUAGAUGAAGGCAGAUUCUGGAAAGGUUACAUGUAGAUAAAUCCUGAUUAUUCAGCAUUUGCUUUCAUAUCCUAGUUCCUUUAACAGGGAUGAGACCGAGUGUACAGGCACUUAAAAAUCUGAUCUCUUCUUGCAGUUGCUGCAUACCUAUCGGCAUUUCCCACGGCGGGUGCAUUAUAAGGAUAUAGCCUAGCAGUCUGCAGUAGCUAUAUUACAUAGACAAGUACGUGAGCACUGUGGAAACCAUAUGUUUCUGGAUAGAGGAAUGGAGACAUGGGCCUGCUGGUGAUUUGCGCGGUUAUUACUUUCCUAGAAUAAAGUAAUACGUUUAGAACCAGAAACCUAUAGCGGGUUCUGAAAACCUCGUUCUCUAACAGCAGUUGCAAACUGUGUAAAAGGAAAGCAGAAGUGUGCGAAGUUGGAUCAGAGGAGAAUUUUAUUUUGUGCAAUGAAAA